UUGAGGUCAAAAAUAUUUUCUCUUUCUUUUGGGUUAUUUUGUUGUUCUCUGCUAUGAAGACUCCUAGUUUUGGUUCUCAACUUGGGAGUUUUAUAAUGGAAAGUGGGGGUUUUAUUCGUUUGCUGGGAUUUUUUGCGCUGUCUAGCCUUUUUCUCUCUGAAAUCUGUGGGCUAGCAUUCGAAGAAUUGGGUCGAUUGAACCGGGUUUUCAAGGAACUCAAAUGGAUUGGAUCGACAAUGACGGGUUGUUUCUUGUAUCUAACAACUCGGCAUUUGGUUUUGGCCUUACCACUACCUCAGAUGUAACAUUGUUUCUCCUUGUUGUCAUGCACAUGGACACCACUCAAGUAAUUUGGGCCGCUAACAGGAACGUUCCUGUUUCGAAUUCUGAUCCCUUUUUGUUUGACAAGAACGGCAACGUGUUAUUGCAGAAAGGAGGAAAAGAAGUUUGGACGACAAAUACCGGUGAAAAAGGAGUUUCAGAAAUGGUGUUGAUGGAUUCAGGGAACUUGGUUUUGCAAGGGAAUGAUGGCACGGUAAUAUGGCAGAGUUUUGCUCAUCCUUCCAAUACCCUCAUUACGGACCAAGAGUUUAGAGAAGGAAUGAAACUUGUAAGCGAUCCUAGCGCCAGUAACCUGAGCUAUAUUCUCGAGAUCAAGUCCGGCGACAUGGUUCUUUCGGCAGGUUACUCAACCCCGCAGCCGUACUGGUCCAUGGGGAAGGACGCACGAAGAAACAUUAAUAAGAAUGGUGGGGAGGUCACUUCAGCAUCCAUUGAUGGGAAUUCAUGGAGUUUAUUUGAUGAAAGCAAAGCCUUGUUGUGGCAAUUUACAAUCUCGGAUCCUACUGAUGCAAACGCCACUUGGAUUGCAGUUUUGGGAAGUGAUGGCUUUAUAUCUUUCUUCAAUCUCCAUGAUAAAGGGUCAUUGGCAUCAGCUAAGAUCCCGGACGAUCCUUGUGGCACACCAGAAGCUUGUCAGCCAUAUUUUGUUUGUUCAGGACCUUCAGGAAACACCAGAUGCCAGUGUCCGUCACCACUUAGUUCCAGUGCGUGCAAAGCAGGCAUCGACUCUCCUUGCGGUCAGGGAAAGGACUCUGUAAGCCUUGUAGAUGCCAGAACCGGGCUAGAUUAUUUUGCCGUCAACUAUGUUUCUCCAUCGUCAAAUACCGAUAUGAGCAGUUGCAAAGAAUCCUGCUUGAGUAAUUGUUCUUGUAUGGCUAUGUUCUAUGACAAUAGUUCGAGGAAUUGUUUCCUUUUUGACCAGGUUGGCAGCUUCCAAAACUCUAACCAGGGGUCUGCUUUAGUUGCUUUUGUCAAAAUGUCAAGCAAUGGAAAUGGUGUAGGGGAUGGCGGCGGCGGCAGGAAAAGCUUCCCAUAUGUUGUGAUUAUAGCUGUUGCUACGGUUCUUGUCAUUUUGGGAUUAAUCGUUGUGGCAUAUGGAUACUAUAAUAUAAAGAAGAAAAUGCCAGGAUCUCCUGAUGAUACCUCAGAAGAGGAUAACUUCUUGGAGACUUUAACUGGGAUGCCUACUCGUUUCACUUAUAAUGACCUUCGGACUGCCACAAAUAACUUCUCAGUUAAGCUUGGACAUGGAGGAUUUGGCUCGGUGUACCGAGGGACUCUUCCGGAUGGAACUCAAGUAGCUGUGAAGAAACUGGAAAACAUUGGUCAAGGAAAGAAAGAAUUUCGAGCUGAAGUCGGUAUUAUCGGCAGUAUCCAUCACGUCCACCUGGUGAGAUUGAAAGGCUUUUGUGUUGAAGGAAACUAUCGACUUCUUGCUUAUGAAUACAUGUCGAAUGGUUCCUUAGAAAGAUGGAUCUUCAAGAGAAACAGAGAAGAUGCGCUGCUGGAUUGGGGAACAAGAUUCAAUAUCGCAGUAGGAACAGCUAAAGGGCUAGCUUAUCUCCAUGAAGAUUGUGAUGCAAAGAUUGUGCAUUGUGACAUAAAGCCAGAGAAUGUAUUGCUUGAUGACAAUUUCCUAGCCAAAGUCUCGGAUUUCGGCUUGGCAAAGCUAAUGACCCGAGAGCAAAGCCAUGUUUUCACCACUCUAAGGGGCACCAGAGGGUACCUUGCACCCGAGUGGAUCACAAACUACGCGAUAUCAGAGAAGAGCGACGUUUACAGCUAUGGCAUGUUGCUACUCGAAAUCAUUGGCGGAAGAAAAAACUUCGAUCCUGGAGAAUCUUCAGAGAAAUCCUAUUUGCCAUCCUAUGCUUUCAAGAUGUUAGACGAAGGGAAGCUGAUAGAUAUCCUCGAUUCGAGGCUGACCAUAGAAGGAGAAGAUGAGAGAGUUUACACUGCAAUCAAAGUUGCAUUAUGGUGCAUACAAGAAGAUAUGCAUUUAAGGCCAUCCAUGACAAAAGUCAUUCAAAUGCUAGAAGGUCUCUCCCCAGUUUCAAAGCCACCAAUGUCAUCUCCAUUAGGAUCUCGCCUUUAUUCGAGUUUCUUCAGAUCGAUGACGAUGAGCGGAGAGGGCACGUCCUCGACAUCAGCCUCAGCACCAUCGGACUACAACAGCGAUGCUUAUCUUUCAGCUGUACGGCUUUCUGGUCCAAGAUAACAAUCACUUAAAAAGAGUAGAGGUUACUGGAAUUAUUCUAUAGAUUUGUAUUAUCAAUAUGAUGUUUAACAUCUCAUAUGGCCUGUAUAUUUAUUAGAUUAUUGUU
Messenger RNA from Hibiscus syriacus, 2666 nucleotides. Its product is annotated as G-type lectin S-receptor-like serine/threonine-protein kinase SD2-5. Bases 221 to 2560 code for a protein of 779 amino acids. The record is from RefSeq and is a predicted model, not a curated record. The transcript has a single exon. Gene Ontology annotation, biological process: protein phosphorylation. NCBI's taxonomy places the organism in Eukaryota, Viridiplantae, Streptophyta, Magnoliopsida, Malvales, Malvaceae. Gene Ontology annotation, molecular function: protein serine/threonine kinase activity; ATP binding; protein binding.